Molecule: messenger RNA, 1821 nt
Organism: Callorhinus ursinus (northern fur seal)
Lineage: Eukaryota; Metazoa; Chordata; Mammalia; Carnivora; Otariidae
Source: RefSeq, a predicted model, not a curated record
AUGAAUAGAGACCAACAGGGGACAAAGAUCCAGGCCUCCCACCUUCCAAGCUGGAGCACUUCCUACUCCCACAUGCUGCUUCCUUCAUCUCCAGCCUUUAUACCCCUCUUCCGAUCAUGUUACCAUGAACUUGGUAGAGGACUAAGAGGGAAACAGAAAAAAGGCCACUGGGAAAAAUACUUGUCCCUGGGGGACAGCUUUUAUAGUGCAUGUUGUUCAGGAGCUACUUCCUCCUGCCCCAAGGUUCUGGAACAAGAUGAACGCCCUUCUCCCGGUGCUGAGAGGCCAGAGGGACGACUGAGUGCAGAUCUACUCUCAACUGCCUCUGCGCUGGGCCCUGGGCAGCCAAUCCAUAUUGAUGUCAUCGUCCUUCGACUUCAGUUUGCAUUUGAUCAAUGGGAAGUAUUAGCAGGAGGUGGUAGAGUGAGGCGGGAGGAAAGAGGAGUCAGAAUGUUUGUUCCUCGGGUCCCCUCCCUCCUGGAUUGCAGAGACUGGGAUGCAGAUGGAAAAGGCCCUAGUGUCUGGGACACAUUCACCCAUCAGGGAGGAGAGAGAGUUUUCAAGAACCAGACUGGCGAUGUAGCUUGUGGCAGCUACACUCUGUGGGAGGAAGAUUUGAAAUGUAUCAAACAGCUUGGAUUGACUCAUUACCGCUUCUCUCUUUCCUGGUCACGUCUGUUACCUGAUGGGACGACAGGUUUCAUCAACCAGAAAGGAAUUGACUAUUACAACAAGAUCAUUGAUGAUUUGUUAACUAAUGCGGUUACGCCUAUAGUGACCCUCUACCACUAUGAUUUGCCUCAGGCCUUAGAAGACAAAGGAGGUUGGUUGUCAGAGGCAAUCAUUGAAUCCUUUGAUAAAUAUGCCCGGUUUUGCUUCAGUACUUUUGGAGAUCGAGUCCAGUGGUGGAUCACCAUAAAUGAGCCUAAUGUUUUUGCCCUGCUGGCAUAUGACUUUGGAAUAUAUCCUCCUGGUGUACCUCACUUUGGAACUGGAGGUUAUCAGGCAGCUCAUAAUUUGAUUAAAGCUCACGCCAGAUCCUGGCACAGCUAUGAUUCCUUAUUCUGAAAAGUGCAGAAGGGUGUGGUGUCCCUAGCAAUUUUUGCUACCUGGGUGGAACCGGCAGAUCCCAACUCAGUGUCUGACCAGGAAGCUGCUAAAAGAGCCCUUGCUUUCUGCUUGGAUUUCUUUGCUAAACCCAUAUUUACUGUUGGUGAUUAUCCGGAAGUUGUCAAGUCCCAGAUUGCCUUCGUGAGUAAAAAGCAAGGCUAUCCAUCAUCAAGGCUUCCAGAAUUUACAGAAGAAGAGAAGAGAAUGAAUAAAGGCACUGCUGAUUUCUUUGCUGUGCAUUAUUAUACAACUCGCUUAGUCAAGUACCAGGAGAAUAAGAAAGAACUGGGUUUUUUCCAGGAUGUGGAGAUUCAAGUUUUUCCAGACCCAACUUGGAUAAGAAGUUUGGAUUGGAUCUACGUGGUGCCAUGGGGAAUACGUAAAGAUGCGUAUAAUAACCCUGUAAUUUACAUCACUGAGAAUGGGUUUCCCCAGGGUGACCCUGCAUCUCUUGAUGACACUCAGCGCUGGGAGUAUUUCAGACAGACAUUUCAGGAACUGUUCAAAGCUAUCCAGCUUGAUAAAGUCAAUUGCAAAAUAUAUUGUGCAUGGUCUCUUCUGGAUAACUUUGAGUGGAUCCAAGGGUAUAGCAGCCGGUUUGGUCUCUUCCAUGUUGAUUUUGAGGAUCCUUCUAGACCUCGAGUGCCUUACACAUCAGCCAAGGAGUAUGCCAAGAUCAUCCAAAACAAUGGCCUAGAAGAACAUCCAUAA